Micropterus salmoides (largemouth bass) is the source of this 4048-nucleotide messenger RNA. RefSeq names its product hexokinase domain containing 1 (gene hkdc1). Lineage: Eukaryota; Metazoa; Chordata; Actinopteri; Centrarchiformes; Centrarchidae. The transcript is spliced from 21 exons. Gene Ontology annotation, molecular function: fructokinase activity; glucokinase activity; mannokinase activity. Bases 169 to 3009 code for a protein of 946 amino acids. Gene Ontology annotation, biological process: glucose 6-phosphate metabolic process; glycolytic process; intracellular glucose homeostasis. Gene Ontology annotation, cellular component: cytosol; mitochondrion. The record is from RefSeq and is a predicted model, not a curated record.
CUCUGCUCAGUGGAGGGAAGUGGACAAGACUAUCAGAGUUGGACCGGAGGAAAGAAUCUUCUAUCUUAAAAUGUGGACACGCUGAAUGUCUUUUUCAUCAACAUUUCUUGUACCGUGACAGAGGAACUCGUUAACAAACGUUUUCGUGGUGGUGUGUUGUACAUCAAGAUGUUGGCUGUUCAUCUUGUUUCCUUCUUUUUCUCCAAACUCCAGGAGGACCCCACAAAGAAGGUGGACAGAUUUCUUCACGCCAUGCGCCUCCAUGACGACCAGCUAAGAGACAUCUCCGCUCGUUUCCUUGCUGAAAUGAGGAAGGGCCUUUCAUCGGAAAGUAACGCCGCAGCAGCGGUGAAGAUGCUGCCGACACAUGUCCGUUCUACUCCUGAUGGAUCAGAGAAAGGACAGUUUCUGGCGUUGGAUCUUGGAGGCUCCAGGUUUAAGGUGCUCCAAGUGAAAGUGAGAGAGGGCAUGGGCAUUAGGAAGGGAGGAGUGGAGAUGGAGGAGAAGACCUACCCAAUACCUAAAGAUCUACUCAUUGGGAGAGGAACAGAGCUAUUUGACCAUGUGUCAGAGUCUCUGAAGAACUUUCUGCAUGAGAAGAACAUCAGUUUGGAGAAGAAACAUCCUCUGGCCUUCACUUUCUCUUUCCCCUGUGAACAGUCCACCUUGGAUCAGGGAUUAUUGUUGAACUGGAGUAAGAACUACCGGGUGCGAGGCCUUCAGGGUAAAAAUGUGGUCCAGGCCCUCAGAGACGCUAUUGACAGAACUGGGGGUAUGGAUGUAGAGGUGUUGGCCAUGGUUAACGACACUGUAGCAACCAUGAUGACCUGCGGGUUUGAUGACCAGUACUGUGAAAUAGGACUCAUCAUUGGUACAGGCACCAAUGCAUGCUACAUGGAGGGGCUGCGUCACAUUGACCUGGUGGAGGGAGAUGAAGGCAGGAUGUGUGUGAACACUGAGUGGGGAGCAUUUGGAGAUGACGGGGCUCUGAAUGAUUACAUCACUGACUUUGACAGGGAUGUCGACGCAUCUUCCAACAACCCUGGAAAACAAAUCUUUGAGAAGAUGGUCAGUGGGAUGUAUCUGGGUGAGAUAGUGAGGCUGGUUGUAUUAAAGAUGGCUAAACUUGGACUGCUGUUUGAUGGACAUGUGUCUGAGGCCCUGAAGACUAAAGGGAAAAUAACUACUGCACAUGUUGCAGCCAUGGAGGAGUACAAAAAUGGUCUGAAGAACACCAGAAACAUUCUCAUGGACCUUGAUUUGACCCCAUCAUCUGAUGACUGUGUUGCUGUUCAACAUGUCAGCACCAUAGUGUCCUUCAGGUCCUCAAAUCUGGUGGCUGCUGGACUGGCUGCCAUCCUGAGUCGAAUUAAGCAAAACCGGAAUUUAAGGACAUUAAGAAUCACUGUAGGUGUGGAUGGAACUGUGUACAAGACUCACCCACAGUAUCCAAAACGUCUUCAUAAAGUAGUGCGUCGGUUGCUUCCCGAGUGCCAUGUCAGAUUUGUCCUCUCCGACAGCGGCAGCAGCAAAGGAGCUGCCUUGGUAACAGCAGUGGCCCAACGACUGGCAUCACAAAGGCAACAGGUGGAUGAGACGCUGUCUCCGUUCAGACUGAGCCAAGAGCAGCUCCAGCUUGUCAAGGCCAGGAUGAGGACGGGGCUGGAAGCUGGGCUGAAGAGUAAAGCCCCCUCUGCCAUCAAGAUGCUGCCUUCUUUUGUGUACCACACACCUGAUGGCACAGAGCAUGGAAAGUACCUUGCAUUGGAUCUGGGAGGAACAAACUUCAGAGUGUUACUGGUGAACUUUAAAAAAGGUCUGCAACAGAACUCUCGAGUUUACCAUAAGAUCUACACCAUACCACUGGAGAUAAUGCAGGGCACUGGAGAAGAGUUGUUUGAUCAUAUAGCGCAGUGUGUUAGUGACUUCCUGGACUACAUGGGGAUGAAGAACGCUCAUCUUCCUGCAGGCUUCACCUUCUCUUUCCCCUGCGAGCAGACAGCUAUCGACACGGGCACACUGGUGAGCUGGACCAAAGGCUUCAAGGCCACGGACUGUGAAGGACAAGAUGUUGUUAGCAUGCUGAGGGAGGCCAUCAAGAGACGCAAUGAAUUUGACUUGGACAUCGUAGCAGUAGUAAAUGACACAGUUGGGACCAUGAUGAGCUGUGCUUAUGAAGAUCCUCAGUGUGAAAUUGGACUAAUUGCUGGAACUGGUACAAAUGUUUGUUACAUGGAGGAGGUGAAGAACAUUGAGAAGACUGAACGAAAGAAAGGAAAAACGGAAAGAGAAGAGGGCAUGCUUGAAGGAGAAGACGAUAAGCAGGGUGAUAGGACAGCAGUAGAGAAAAAGAAGGGGGAUGCUGAGAUACAAAAGAUGUGUAUAAACACAGAGUGGGGAGGGUUGGGUGAUGAUGGCUCUCUGGAUGACAUCAUCACACCUUAUGACAUUGAGGUGAACCAAAACUCAAUAAACCCUGGAAAACAAAGGUUUGAAAAGCUGACCAGUGGGAUGUAUUUAGGAGAAGUUGUCCGUCAGGUGUUGCUAGAUCUAACCAGAGGAGGUCUGCUGUUCAGAGGACAUGUCACUGAAGCUUUAAAAACACCUGGAAUAUUCCAAACCAAAUAUCUGUCCCAAAUAGAGAGUGACCGCCUGGCCCUACUGCAGGUCAGAUCUAUUCUCCAACAGCUGGGGCUUGACAGCACCUGUGAUGACAGCAUCAUAGUCAAAGAGGUAUGUGGAGCUGUGUCACGUCGUGCGGGUCAGCUGUGUGGGGCAGGAAUGGCAGCUGUGGUUGACAAAAUCAGAGAGAACCGAGGACUGGACCAUCUGAACAUCACUGUAGGGGUGGACGGGGCGCUCUACAAACAACAUCCGCAUUUCUCUGAAGUCCUCAAAGAGACUGCCAGAGUUUUGGCACCUCAGUGUAACGUGACUUUCCUGCCAUCAGAGGAAGGCAGCGGGAAGGGUGCUGCCCUCAUCACAGCUGUGGCCAGACAGAAGCAAUAGAGAUGAACACUGACAUGACUGGAAAAAAAGGAUUUACCAAAGUUUUUUCUUUCACUUUUCUCAUAAUUGGGAACGCCCUAUUCCCUCUGCCCUGCUGUUUUGUCACUGUUGGUCUGAGAGAGCUGCAGUCGCCUCACAUACAAAUGGAUUCACCUACAGCUUCUUUUCACCUGACAGCAAGGAGCAUCACCUGAAGGGCAUAGCACACACAGAGGUUUUCACUGCAGGAUCCCACACAGGCUUCCCACCCACGAACACAGCCAUUUGUGCUGCCAGGGAUUAAAUUCUGGUACCCAAUAAUAUUAUAUACUUAUAUAUAACUGGAUUCCAGGUGAUAAAUUUUUUACAAAAACUUAAGGUUAAAGCUUAUCAACCCAAUUCAAUGCUUUGAGAAAAAUUUCUUAUUUCUCCCUUGAAAAGCCCUUCUUUUGUUGUCUCUGUAUAAGAGAUGGACUACACACUUUAAGCCUUUUCAAUCAGUUCCUGGGUCUGCUGUGGGAACAGUGUCACACCCACAGCUGCACGGUCACAUGCCAGUGUUUGCCAUGCACUGAUUAGACUCUCUGCCUUUGAUACCAGGGCAAAAGAAAGAACAUUCAUCAAAGAUCACACCCUGUAAACUACUCAAGGUUAGCACUGUAUGUGAGACCAAACAAAAAUGAUACUGUAUAUGCAGUCAUAACAUUCACCAUGGCAACUGCAAAUUCUAGGACUGAUAAAAAGCUUCAUUUGUCAAAAUGUCAUGAUGCCAUUCAUGCAUGGUGCGAUUCUCUGAGGAUAAGAACUGAACAGUCUCUUCUGCCCAAACAUUCAUACACACUGCCUCCUUACAAUGUGUUCCCAUAGCUGUUUUGUAUUAAUAAUAAUUUUUACCAAUAGCCAAAUAGAUGUAAAGGAUGAACAUUAUACAAAAGUAGUCCAAUUAUAAAAAACAAAAAAUUGCACAUUUGUAGAUCAUUAUCAUUCUUGCUGUGUUCAUUAGUGUGUCUGCUAAUCUACUGUGUUUGAAACUUUCUAUUAAACUUUUACAAUGCAGUAA